This is a messenger RNA of Canis lupus familiaris (dog), 3595 nucleotides long. RefSeq names its product retinoschisin 1 (gene RS1). The transcript has 4 exons. Bases 108 to 635 code for a protein of 175 amino acids. The record is from RefSeq and is a predicted model, not a curated record. Lineage: Eukaryota; Metazoa; Chordata; Mammalia; Carnivora; Canidae.
UGUUUCUGCUGUUUUCUGCGCCUCUGCCUAGCGGCCACCCAAGACAAAUGAUAAUCCUUGUGGAGCCCUUCCUUCACUGCCCAAUCUAGAACUCUCAAGUGCAGAGCAUGUGCAGGCAUCCUGCUCGGCCCAGAGCAUACAAUGAAUGCCCGUAUCAUAAGCCCCUGGGUUUCGAGUCAGGAGAGGUUACACCAGACCAGAUCACUUGCUCCAACCUGGAUCAGUAUGUGGGCUGGUAUUCCUCAUGGACAGCUAACAAGGCCCGGCUCAACAGUCAAGGCUUUGGGUGCGCCUGGCUCUCCAAGUACCAGGACAGCAGCCAGUGGUUACAGAUCGAUCUGAAGGAGGUCAAGGUGAUUUCAGGAAUCCUCACCCAGGGGCGCUGUGACAUCGACGAGUGGAUGACCAAGUACAGCGUGCAGUACAGGACGGAUGAGAACCUGAACUGGAUUUACUAUAAGGACCAGACAGGAAACAAUCGGGUCUUCUAUGGAAAUUCAGACCGAACCUCCACAGUCCAGAACCUUCUGCGGCCCCCCAUCAUUUCCCGCUUCAUUCGGCUGAUCCCGCUGGGCUGGCAUGUCCGCAUUGCCAUCCGGAUGGAGCUGCUGGAAUGCGUCAGCAAGUGUGCCUGAGGCCUCCUUCAGCUCCACACCUGCCCUGGGGUGGGGGUGGGGGGUAGAUAGGGGUGGAGGGCUCAGAGCAGCCUGCAGGGGAACCCUGACAGGGUUCCAACAGGGUGACAAACGCAGCUGUAUUUUACAAGCUCUUUUCAAUGCAGAGCCUGGCAGAAAUAAUUUCUUUAAAAAAACAAGUUUCCCAUUUCAAUCAAAGAGAAAGGAAAACGAGCGUAUUUCCCACUCACUGCCAAAGAAAAUAAGAACAAAGAAAACGUCCCUAAAACUAGUUUUCAUCUAAAAGCCUAAGUAGCAGGGGUAAUUUUGCUGCUUUUUCUUUUUGGUUUUGGUCUGACAGUGUGAAAGGUGUGGUCCCAGGGAACACAAAAGAGCCCAGAUAAUUUAAAAACUCUUUUGCUUUACCACACUAAAAACAGGAACAUAGAGGUUUUUCUUUUCUUUUCUUUUCUUUUCUUUUCUUUUCUUUUCUUUUCUUUUCUUUUCUUUCCGGAACACAGAGUUUCAUAAAACCUUGAUUUGAUUGCAAAUGGGGAGCAAGCUUGCGGUUUCUCCUUUUAAGUUUUCAGUGAAUCAUGGCCUUUUAGGACUUUUAGAGCACCCGGCAUGCAGGGGGCAAGGUUUUGGGUGACUGGUUGUCAGAGAUGAGUAGAGCAGUUGGGAGCCUGUGUCCUGGUGUCCUGGGAGCUGUGCACAACCAAUCCCCCCAGGUAAGAGGGCUUCCUCUGCUCUGAGCUUUCACCCCCACGCACACAAGGAUAGGGAGGGGGUGGUUGCAGAGCUCUCAUUACAUACAGAUCUAUUCUAGCAAAUUUUUCCAGCCUGUGGUCACUAUCUGGGUGAAUACAUGGGACAGGCUGCACAUGUAAGCAGCAGUUCUCUAUAUUUAGGAAAGCCAAAUGACCAGAGCUCACCAGAAUUUCCCCUUAUCUAGGGCUACCAUUUUUCAACAAGCUUAACAUUUUAAAAACAGCUGGCCCAGGAGCUAUCACUGGCUACACAGAGGAAGCCCAUUAGCUAACUGCAUGCUUUGCAGGAAGUGGUCAGACCCUAUGUCCUAAGAAGGGCCAUGUGGCUGUGUCUCUCACGACCCAACUGUUUAACCUCUCCCCCUUGCCCUAGAACACACAACCAUGCCUACUCCUGAGGCUGAAAUGGCCUUGGGAGGGACGGGGCUAGGAAUGGGCCUGGCCUUCCGAGGGGAGUGCAUAAAGCAGGGACUUUUCAGGGACCACAGCCUAAGCCUCCUCUGUCAUUUAUAGCUCAGCCUGAGUUUUCAGGCUGUUCCCUGGGAGAGGUGGAUAACAUGGGGAGCGGAAAGGAGAGGUAUAUGAAAGCAGGAGCAGAGAGGGGGUGAAACCAGCGGAUGAGGGCCCUUUGUCAAGACCCAGGAAUCCAAAACUGUCCUGGCCCUGACACAGCUGAGUCUCUAUUAGCAGCUCAUUUUCCCAAGUUACGUUUUGUUUUCAAAUGCCAAGCCAAUUGAAUGGACUCACACUAAUACAAUCUUGGACAUUGCAUUCACCUUCUCUGUGAGUGGGAAGCCUCCUAAAAGCCCCAAAUCUCUUCUCCGGUGUUUUGGGCUUAGAACAGCAUUAUAUUCAACCCACCAUCUUUCUAAUCCCCUGUAUACUUGAAGCUGGAAAAAUGCUUUCCUUGCUCAGUAUUCUCUCAAAUACAAACAUAUCAAAUUCCAGGUGGAGAAAAAAAAAUCCUCAGGUCUUAGGAUACACGAAUAAAUCCAGUUAGAACAGAGGCCUGAUCGGAGCCCCUUGCUGGAAAGUUGAAUGAACUUUUAUCACAACAUGGAUUGUCAGAGAAAACGGCAGUAGCCAGAGGUCAGGUCCUCUAUGACAGGCACACGGACACACGCGGGGAAUACAGCUAAAAGGAAAGAAGAGAAAAAUUAAACAGUGUGAGGCAGGGAUAUAGGUUCUCCAAGUAAUUGUUCAUGUUGGAAAUUUUUGUUUUGUAAAGGUUUAAUGAGAUAAAGUCAUAUACCAUACAAAUCUCACCCAUUUCAAGUGUACAAUUCAAUGACUUGUAGUACACUCAGAGUUGAGUGACCAUUAUCACAAUUUUAGAAAAAUUCAUCACCCUCACUAAGAAACCUGCACCUAUUAGCCAUUACCCCCCAACCAACUCACCCACCUGGCCCUAGGUAACCACUGACCACUUUCUGUAGAUUUGCCUAUUCUCAACAUUUCAUAUAAAUGGAAUCAUACAAUUGUGGUCUUUUCUGUCUGGCUUCUUUUGCUUCACAUCGUGUUUUUCCAAGGUUCAUUCAUGUUGUAGCAUGUGUCAGUAUUUAAUUCCUUUUUACAGUUGAAUAUUAUUCCAAUAUACACAUAGAUCACAUUGUAUUUAUCCAUUCAUUUGUUGAUGGACAUUUAGGUUGUUUCCAUGUUUUUGGCUAUUAUGAAUAAUGCUGCUAUAAACAACUGUGUACAAAUUUUUGUUUGGAUGUAUGUUUUUAUCUAGCUUGGUUACAUACCUUGGAGUGUAAUAUGUUUAUUACAUGGUUACUCUAUGUUUAACCUUUGGAGGAACUGUCAGAUAAUUUUCCAAAGUGGCCACACCAUUAUGCACUCCCACCAGCAAUAUAUGAGAGUUCCAGGUUCUCUACAUUUAUUAUUAUCUGUCUUUUUGAUUAGAGCCAUCCUGGUGUAUAUGAAGUAGUAUCACACUAUGGUUUUGAUCUGCAUUUCCCUAUGACUAAUGAUGUUAAGCGUCUUUUUAUGUGUUCACUGCCCUUUUGUGUAAGUUCUUUGGAGAAAUAUCUAUUCAGAGUCUUUAUUUUAAAAUCAGGCGGUCUUUUUAUUAUUGCAUUAAGAGUUCUUUAUGUAUUCUAGAUACAAUCCCCUUAUCAAAUACACAACUUGUUAGUAUUUUCUCCUAUUCUGUAGGCUGUCUUCUUACUCUCUUGACAGAGUCCUUUGAAAUACAUUUUUAAACUUUAA